Messenger RNA from Salvelinus fontinalis (brook trout), 5630 nucleotides. RefSeq names its product potassium channel subfamily K member 18-like. Lineage: Eukaryota; Metazoa; Chordata; Actinopteri; Salmoniformes; Salmonidae. Gene Ontology annotation, cellular component: membrane. The record is from RefSeq and is a predicted model, not a curated record. The transcript has 3 exons. The coding region runs from base 74 to 1291 and encodes 405 amino acids. Gene Ontology annotation, biological process: potassium ion transmembrane transport; stabilization of membrane potential. Gene Ontology annotation, molecular function: potassium ion leak channel activity.
AGACCGUCUUGACAGCCUUACAGUGGAGAGAUCAUUUUGAAUUGCGAUACAAUAGCUCUUCAGAGACUGGAAGAUGUCGGUGGCAGAGGGAAAGGCACGAAGUUCGAUAGAGAAGUCAAAAAAGUGGAAUCUAUGGAAGCUGUUUCCUCACGUUUUUCUCAUACUUUCACUCGUCGGAUAUGCAGCCUUGGGAGCGGUGCUAUUCUGGUACAUAGAGGGAGGGCGUGUGUACAACACAGAAGGGGAAUAUCGUGAGUUUUUGGGUGAACUGGUGCGCACAAUUCAGAAUUAUCCAGUUAAUUCGUCCAGCAAUUCUACUCAAGAACAAGAUUUGGUAAAAGAACUAGAGAAAGAAAUCAACAGGGGGUUCAAGUCCAUAUGGCUUCAACGUCCAGAGCGAUGGACAUAUGAUGCGUCCUUGUUCUUCUGCUGUACUGUAUUCACAACGGUGGGUUAUGGAGAUAUCUAUCCGGUGACCCUGAAUGGUAAGGUGGUCUGUAUCCUGUAUGCCAUGGUGGGUAUCCCCCUCAUGCUCCUGGUCAUCACAGAUGUGGGAGACCUCAUGGCCGUGCUCCUGUCCAGGGCCUACAUCCACCUGCACAAUCUCUUCUGCAGGUUGCGUCAAUAUGGCCACUGGUUCCCCUCCCAUCACACAGAGAAGCCAGGGGACGGGGGCCAGGGGGGCCUCCAGGACGGAACCUACACAUUCAGCCACAAGGUGGUGGUCCGGGAGCCCAUCAACAUCCGACAGGUCCUUCACAGCCAGCAGUCUGUGAAGCGCAAGCCCAACCAGUUGCUGAACAACACAAAGAUCUUUGACUGCAUCAUUGCACGAGAGAACUUCAACAGGCAGAGCCCACUGGUGCGGAGCCUUUCUUGCCAUGAGCUGGACAGCAUGCUUCCCUUGCCCGAGGACUUUGCCAUCUGGGACUUCACAGGCAUCGGGGAGAGUAUGGACAAGCUAAACGUCCCGCUGCUCCUCAUCCUGGUGGUGGUGUUUGCCUACAUCCUGUUUGGAGGCCUCAUCCUGCCCCUGUGGGAGACAGAGUUCAACACCUUUGACGCCUACUACUUUUGCUUCAUCACCCUCACCACCAUCGGCUUCGGUGACAUCGUGCCCAACCACCCCAAGUACUUCAUGCUCACCUUCGUCUUCAUCAUCACAGGCAUGGCCAUCAUGUCCAUGGCCUUCAAGCUGGGCCAGUCACGCAUCGUCAGCUGUUACCGCCAGUGCAUGCGCUGUAUCAGCGGGGGGAAGGUGGAGAGGUAUGACAAUUUGGGAAGCGACUGAAUUGAAGAAGAGUUUUGGCCACCAUCGGGCAGCUCAAGAGUUCUAGGGUUAUAAGGCCCUGCACUGUGGGUCCAAAAAGCACUAAGAGUGGAGUUGAAGUUCUGUAUGGCUGACUUGGGAACAGUGUCUAGCUCAGGGCGAUGCAAAGAUAACCCUUGAGUUGACCCCUCAUCAUUAGCAUGAGCAAAUGAAAAUGUGCAUGUAGCCAAUGCUUAAAGACAUUCUCCAGUGAUUUAAAAAAAAUCCUGUUAAAGUGAUAUCCCAAGUAUAAAUACAGUAAAGUACACACACUCAACGGUAAAACCAAAACGUUUUGAGAAAAAUAGUGUUUUUUAGACACAAUUACAAACUUCAAGGAAUAGGGCAUUCAAGGAGUUGGUCUGAUGGGAAGUUGUGAUGUCAUCACCCUCCCUCCUUGCCUGAGGAACAAUAGAGGAACAUUAGAGAACAAAAGUGGAAAGGCUCACCCUCCUGUGAUAUGUCAUGACUCACCAUGACCACCUAUUGAGAUGUUCCUUUUGUUAAGUAAAUCAGGUAUUAGAUUAGGUUAAAACUAGACUGGAGUGCCACUUUAAGCAAAAUUGUGUGAUGUUAUCUGUGCGAGAUUCAUCUUACAUGUCUGUUGCCUGAAUAAACACUGGGUGUACAAAAACAUUAGGAACACCUUGCUAAUAUUGAGUUGCACCCACUUUUGCCCUCAAAACAGCCUCAAUUCGUCGGGGCAUGGACUCUACAAGUGUCACGUUCGUUAGAAUGAAUAUCGGACCAAGGCGCAGCGUAUGUUGAGUUCCACAUAUUUUAAUGAAAGUGAAACUAAGCAACGACAAAAACAAAUAAACAAUAAACUAACCGUGACUACAGAUAUGCUAUGUGCACUAACUCAAAACACAUACAUUCAAACAAUAUCCCAUGACCCACAGGUGGAAAAAUGCAACUUAAGUAUGAUCCCCAAUUAGAGACAAUGAUUACCAGCUGCUUCUACUUGGGAAUCAUACACAAACCCCAACAUAGAAAAUUAAACCUAGAACCGUACAUAGAAAUAAUAAACUAGACUAAAACUCCUAGUCACGCCCUGACCUACUCUACCAUAGAAAAUACAGGCUUUCUAUGGUCAGGACGUGACAACAAGGUGUCAAAAUCAUUCCACAGGGACGCUGGCCCAUGUUGACUCCAGUGCUUCCCACAGUAGUGUCAAGUUGGCUGGAUGUCCUGUGGGUGGUGGACCAUUCUUGAUACACACGGGAAACUGUUGAGUGUAAAAAACCCAGCAGGGUUGCAGUUCUUGACACACUCAAACCGGCGUGCCUGGCACCUACUACCACUUAAAUAUUUUGUCUUGCCCAUUCACCGUCUGAAUGUCACACAGACACAAUCCAUGUCUCAAUUGUCUCUAGGCUUAAAAAUUCAUAUUUAACCUGCUCCCCUUCAUCUACACUGAUUAAAGGGGAUUUAACCGGUGACGUCAAUAAGGGAUCAUAGCUUUCACCUGGGACAACGAUGAGAGAGCCUAUAGGGAUGAGGUCAGAGACAACAACCUCUCCCUCAACGUGAGCAAGACAAAGGAGAUGAUCGUGGACUACAGGAAAAGGAGGGCCAAACAUGCCCCCAUUCACAUCAACGAGGCUGUAGUGGAGCGGGUCGAGAGUUUCAAGUUCCUUGGUGUCCACAUCAUCAACAAACUAUCAUGGUCCAAACACACCAAGAAAGUCGUGAAGUAGGCACGACAACGUCUUUUCCCCCUCAUGAGACUGAAAAGAUUUGGCAUGGGUCCCCAGAUCCACAAAAAGUUAUACAGCUGCACCAUUGAGAGCAUCCUGACUGGUUGCGUCACCGCCUGGUAUGGCAACUGCUCGGCAUCUAACCGUUAGGCGCUACAGAGUGUAGUGUGUACGGCCCAGUACAUCACUGGGGCCAAGCUUCCUGCCAUCCAGGACCUAUAUACUAAGCGGUGUCAGGGGAAGGACCAAGAAUUGUCAAAGACUCCAGUCACCCAAGUCAUAGACUGUUCUCUCUGCUACCGCACGGCAAGCAGUACCGGAGCACCAAGUCUAGGUCCAAAAGGCUCCUUAACAGCUUCUACCCCCAAGCAAUAAGACUGCUGAACAGUUAAUCAAAUGGCCACCCGGACUAUUUGCAUUGACCCCCCCCCCCCACUUUGUUUUUACACUGCUGCUACUCGCUGUUUAUUUUCUAUGCAUAGUCACUUUACCCCUACCUACAUGUACAAAUUACCUUGACUAACCUGUACCCCAGCACAUUGACUUGGUACCGGUACACAGCCUUGUUAUUGUUAUUUUGUUUUACUUUUUAUUUUUACUUUAGUUUAUUUGGUAAAUAUUUUCUUAACUCUUGCUUGAACUGCGUUGUUGGUUAAGGGCUUGUAAGUAAGCAUGUCACAGUAAGGUCUACACCUGUUGUAUUCAGCAUAUGUGACAGAUACAAUUUGAUUUGAUUGAACUGGUCUGUUUAUUUCAUGGAAAGAGCAGGUGUUCUGAAUGUUUGUACACUCAAUGCAGUGGUGAUUUUAGCAUGUAAAUCUUUUUGGGGCAAACUCAACCAACUUUUGUAGAUGCAUGCCAGCAAAGCCACUCACAUGUUAUUAUUUUAUUAGGCCUAUGUGGUCUGAAAAGGAAGGAAAAUACAAUAACUGUCACGAUCAUCGGAAGAACAUUCGGACCAAGGCGCAGCAUGAUAUGGGUUCCAAAUCUUUUAUUUUGUGAAACGCACAAAAACAAUAACGAAUAAACGAAACGUUCUGGAGUGCUCACAGGCAACAACACAAAAACAAGAUCCCACAAAACACAGUGGGGAAAUGGCUGCCUAAAUAUGAUCCCCAAUCAGAGACAACGAUAAACAGCUGCCUCUGAUUGGGAACCAUACCAGGCCAACAUAGAAAUAGACAACCUAGAUAGGAACAACCCCCUAGUCACACCCCGACCUAACCAAAGUAGAAAAAAGGCUCUCUAUGGUCAGGGCGUGACAAUAACGAGGAUACACUUUUACAGAAAAUAUGUAAUACAUAAUACAUUAUAUAGUAUCCUCUCCUCGUGAAGAAAAGCACGAGCUAAUUAUAAUACACAAAGUAAGAAAAACAAUGAAAUCAUUCCAACAUUGCCAAAAAAUGAUGAAUGACACUAUGGAGCGAAUGGAAUGGCAUCAAACACAUGGGAAACAUGUGUUUGAUGUAUUUGAUACCACUCCAACUAUUCCAUUCUGCCAUUACCACGAGCCCGUCCUCCCCAAUUAAGGUGCCACCAACCUCCUGUGAUGUGUAUAUUUAUCCAAAGAGUUACUUAUAUUAUCAAUGGUAUGCAUGUUGUCUUCAGUUCAACCUGUUGUUCCACUACUCUAUCUUUGAUUUAGGAUAGGGACAUCCCAGAUUUGACUGAAGCUGCAAUGACUUGCUUUGGUGAGUCUUUGUUGAAGUUGUGAAAUAAGUGCACAAUAAAGCGUGCACCUGCAUUUCUCAGUGCCUUCUCUAUAGGGACUAAUGUGGUAGCAGUUUAUAUAUAAAAAAAAUAUAUGGUCAUUGUAUUUACCUUGUAUUUAUUAUCAAUGCAUUUUUUCUGGUAUUUACUUAAUUUAACACAAUUAGGCUAGUAACUAUAGUACCUGGUACCAAAUGGUUAUUAUUGUGUAAUUAUCAUUUAUCAUGUAUAAAUUCUUGGUAAUGUAAAAUUAAGUAUUACUGUCACACCCUGGCCUCUGUUAUAUUGAUUUUCUUUAUUAGUUUAGUUAGGUCAGGGUGUGACAUGGGAUGUUUGUGUGUUUUGUCUAGUUUAGGGUGUGUGUAUUGUUUAGGGGGUUGUGUAUAGUGUAUGGGGUUGUGUUCAGUAGAGAGGUUUAGGAAAGUCUAUGGUUGCCUGGUUUGGUUCUCAAUCAGAGACAGCUGUUUAUUGUUGUCUCUGAUUGGGAGCCAUAUUUAAGGCAGCCAUAGGCUUUUAGGUGAUUGUGGGUAAUUGUCUAUGUUCUAUGUGUGCACUUAGUUCGUUUUAGCUUCACUUUUGUUCGUUUAAUAAGUGUUUGUUUUUUCUUCAUUAAAAGAUGUCUUUUUUCCACGCUGCGCCUUGGUCCACUCAUUCGUCUCAUAACGAUCGUGACAAUUACCAAUCCCAAAAAUUGAACUUGCCUUCUGUGUUCAUUGAGCUAGUAUUUGACUGUGUGCAUUGUAUGUGCCAGUAACUAUUAACAUGUAUACGGUAGUUUACUUAAAUUGUUUGUUUAAAAUUGUAAUGGAGAAGAGAUGACAUAUUCUCUGAAAUAUGUUAUCUUAAUCACCCUGCAUGUAUAAGCUCAUGCUGUCUCCAGCCAACUGUAUAUCCUGCUUUCACACCACCAU